AUAGAGCAUAUGCUCCAAAGCCGAUGUUUGCAUUUUGGUAUUCAAGGAUAUCCUAUACGAUGACAAUGUCUCUUUCCCUUGCAAAUGCAUGCACACACAGGUCUCCAUAGCCUAACAUCGGGGAUGCUCGAACCCUCAGUAUGCUCUUUUUGUCCGUAUUAUUUUACCGACUCGGAACUUACUUAUGUCGGGCCUCGUAACGUCACAGACAGACAACAGAAAUCGAAGCAGACUACUGGAGACAUAAUCCGAUCUUUCGUACACCAAUUCGACACCUACCAACUUGCCGUCUUAUACAUUGCCUUCUACACCGCGUUUGCAAUAUACUUCGACGACGUCUAUCCUGAUGACCCCGACGCCCUGGUCGGAGUUCCUAUUUUUACCAAAGUGAAUAUCGAUGUCUACAUGUCUGCUAGUGAAAUUCCAUUAAUUUCUUCCACACAGCACUUUGCAUCCUCAGAGAAGCAGCCAAACAAGAUGCUAGAUGACUUUGCGAACAUCCUGGCAGAAGCCUCCCAGCUGUUUGGCGAAGUGACUGCUGAUUUCAUCGUCCAGGCGGUCCUCCGGUUCAUGACUGCAUUGAUUUUGGAGACACGAAGUAUAUCUGAGCCGGUGAGUAAUUCUCACAGGCAAUUGGGUCACUUACUCAUCAAAGGCGGCAGACGCACAAAGUUGACAAAUACGCAGCAUUUCUUCGAGAGCUAAGCGGAAUUGCGGAAGCUUACGCCGUGUUCAUUUUCCCCACCAAGAUGCCAGUAUUCCGUAUACAUCCAAGCUCUCCCUCUCCUCCGUGAAGUCAUCUGCUUCAUAAACGACGUCAC
Messenger RNA from Desarmillaria tabescens, 821 nucleotides. RefSeq lists its product as uncharacterized. The transcript is spliced from 5 exons. Lineage: Eukaryota; Fungi; Basidiomycota; Agaricomycetes; Agaricales; Physalacriaceae. The record is from RefSeq and is a predicted model, not a curated record. Bases 124 to 705 code for a protein of 193 amino acids.